AUGAGCAAAGUAGGCUCUCCGCUCGUCUCUGAAUUCCAAGGAAUAUUAAAGGAAGUGAGAAGAUAUGGACAACACGAAAAAGAGAAAGAAUUUUUGACGAUGGCGAUUAAUAAGUUGUCUGCUUCCACUUCUCCAAAAGAAACGAUUUUAAGGUCACAACAAGUCUUUGUUGAACCGCUGGUGGAUCUUUUACAUAUUAACUCCCAAUUGGACAAUUCAAUCCUUCAAGUCCUUCACAUGUUAACUAUUCAGGAAAUGAUUUCUUUAACGAUGUAUGAAAUGGUCUACAACAAACUCUUGUCUGUCAUUUCGACGGAAAACAUUAAUACAAAAAUCAUCCAAAUCAUCUCAACAACACUCACAACACCAUUGUUACCUUCAUUGCCUGGUAAUGUCAUUUACCUUGGAAUGGCAACGAUCACGUUUGCGGCUACAACGCCGUUGUUACUGUCAACCGUCAUUUCAGUGAUAACACAUAUAGCAUCUGCAACAUCUUUGUUGUUGCCACAACACCCACCUAAAUUGUCGCAGAAUGUCGUUCAUCACACUGACGCUGUUAGAAUGACGGAUUUCAAUAAGAACUAUUUGGAUGAGAUUUUGACAGAACCUACUAACCCAUUAGUUGUGGCAUUGUCUAAAUAUAUCAAUGAAAUUUCGAUCUCCCCUCAGUUCAGUAGUGUAAGAGUCCACGUCUAUGAAAUAUUGGAACCAAUUUUACAAAGCUGUGGAAACGUGUUUUACCAAGUCAAGUCGUUCUAUCAGAUUAUCCUCCAAAUAGUCAUUCCAAAGAUACCACAGAUAGCAGAAACAACUUUAAACUAUCAUAUCACAUUAAUGAAGCUCUACUCAACAUUUCCAGGGUAUCCGUUUUAUAUCACCCAAUUACUUAAGAAUGUCAACGAAUAUACUGUCGCACUCUUUUUACAAUUCUUCACUAAUAAUCCGGCGUUUGUGCUACAUCCACACUUCACUCCAAUUGUGCUGUGCUUCUUACAAAAUGCUGCAAAAAUAGGGCAGCCGGUGUCUUUGGAGAAUAUCACAACGCCAAGGAAUAUUGGAGAAAUGUCAUUCUUCUGCUUUUACUUGUUGGUCUCUGCGUUCUUAACUAGCAACUUACAGAUCGACAAAAAGACUGUUGAAAGUGCGGUAGAGAUAUUGUUGGGGUUCGAAAAUACACCAAACACUUUGGAUUGCUAUAAAAAGAUGCUCCGAGUGAUGGCGAAAAGUGGAAUUGAUAUGUCAAGUGUCAUUGAUAAUUACGAGAAGAUACCAGGGGGGUGGGAUGGUAUAGUGAAGUCUGUGAUAGACCUCGGGGAGUCUUUUAGAGGCGAGUGGAAGACCAUCUGGAAAUUAGUGUCUAAAGACCAUUAUAAGAGUGUCUCGAGUAUAUCAGUGGAAUUUGGAGACAAGACGUUGUUAUCGUUAGUACAGAACUUGAUACCAUAUGUCACCACUUUUGAGUAUUAUAGUGAACUUCUACUCAUACUCAAGCUUAACUUUUUGCGAAUGAGUGCCAUCUUUGAAGUGUCGAAAACCACAUUAGUGAAAGGUGUGUUAGAGGGAGGGAAAAUCAGUAAUGAAAUUUUAAGUGUGUUUGCGGAAGUGAUCAGUCUUACGAAUGGAAUUGAAGAUACACAAGCCGAAGAGUAUAACGUUAGAACCACAUUGAGUUUUGUGUUGACUAUUCUGAGAGAGCGAAAGGGACUUGUAAAUCUCUAUGCCCCAUUAAUGGCUACUGUGUCUCCAUUAACGGAGUACACUGGACCACUGAGUCAGUAUAUGGACGUUUUGGUCCCAAUUUUCGAGUUCUUUGCAGAGUCCAAUUCGAGUGUAGUUGGGAAGAGUUUUAAUAUAUUACGACAAAUUGCCGUCCAAUUGCCUAUCAACACAUUUCCUUUGGAACUUAUUAAACGAUACACUAAACAGGAAUACGAUAUCAACGUCUCUUUAAGCGCAAUUCAGUUGCUUUCAGACUUGUUGCUACUGAUUAAAGAAGCGAAAGAAGAUGUCAAGUACUCUGUUGCGAUCUUCAGACAACUGUUCUUAUGCUUAAAAGAUGAAAGAUUUGAUAUUUGGAACUGUUCAUUACAAACCCUUGUUCAAGCUCUUGCAUGCGAAGAAGAGCGACUUUCACUGUGUGUAGUUCCAUUACUCGAAACAGUGAUAUUUCCGACGUUCGACGAGAUGGACAAAAUCUUUGAGAAAAUUGUGAAGGUGAAGAUACCAGAAGAACGGAGUAAAGUACUUUUAUACACCCCUGCGGAGACUAGACAGUGGAACGAGUCUGUUUGCGUAUUGCUUGGCGGCUUGACCAGAAUACUGAAGUUCUUACUACCUUUUGUAGUCGACAAACUUCCAAUUGUAUUUGGCAAAUUCAUUAAAGUGACCGACUUGGGGUUUUAUAGAGCAUCUAUGAACACGUGUGAGGUUGGUUUGAAGUAUGUAUUUUCAUUACUGAAAUACGCGGAAGUUGACAAUGACAUUUACUACAAAGUGUUACAGUGUUAUUUGGAGGUGGGAAAGUAUAUUGCUGAUAACAACGGAAUCAACACGACGAUUUGCACAUACUUUCUCUCAACCACACAAACAAUAAUGAAAGAGGAGAUCUCUUAUAUCAUUGUGGGAUCUCUUAUUAAAUAUGUCUGUGUCUUCCCCGAUGAUUUUGUUGUUGACGAGAAUGGGAUGUGUUCCUGUCAAAACAGUGUAUUUGGUAUCAUCGAAAUGACUGAAUCGUACAAAAACAGUGAAACGAAUUAUAUCAAAUGGUUCUGUAAAAUGAUGGAGUUGAUGGUAAAGUACUUUGAAGAGUGCCAUUCAGAGAGAGCAUUUGUUUGUUUAAAUAUCUGUUUGUGCGAGUGUAUUCAACGGAUUGAUAAUAACUUGAAAAUUCAAAGUGUGUUGGACAAAGGCUCUGAGUUAAUUGAAGACAUCGCCAAUAGUCUUCAAAGUGCACGAGGAGUACUUAUACAGUUGUCUAAGAUCAUGACAGAGAAGUACAAAUCAACAAUGGGAAAUGUAUUAUCUCUUAUCACGCAAUUGGGUGGAGUUACAACAAAGGGUUGGAGUCGAUUAGUCAAGACGGUUUAUCAAGUAGAAGACCUUGCGAAACUCAAUGAAGUGUACUAUCAAAUCUAUCCAGAAAGUGUCACAAAAAUACUUAAAGUUAUUGAAAAGACUGGGGAGAACGAUGAGAAUAUUCAGGUGGUUCGACACAUCAUAUCUCUCAUACAUUUCGAAGGAUAUGAAGACGACCUCAUUGAGUUUUUAAUAAAAAGUGUCUUAGAAGUCAUUCAGAGCGAAAGUGAGAUAUCAAAGUAUACACAAACUAUUUUUGUCCAAAAGUUGACUGAAGACCUCCAUUGUCUUCAAAGUGUCAUAGAUUCCGAAAACACCCCAAAAUAUAAAAUACACCAAACCACAGUAUUCCUUGCAACUCUUCAAACCCUUGUCACUCUCAAUUUACUUCAAAUUAAUAAAAUGGCUAUCUACAAGACUGCAGUCUCGUUCUUCUCUCUCGGUAAUGUUUCUGUGCGGUCAUAUGCACUGAACCUCCUCGUCGAAUUGGAGAACAAAGAAGCAAAGGAAUAUGAGAUCCAUCUUGAAAAUAUGUCAACAAUGGAUUUUGGGAGCAUCUUGACUGAACCUUUUGAUAACCGUUUGGAGGCAUAUUUUAACCCUGAGGAGAAGGUGACGGCCUCACUUCAGACGCCACAAGGGACAUUACUUGGCACAUCACUUGGUCGAGUCUUUUUGUUUAGUCCGAAGACGAACGACUUUAAGGCGGAUAAACAACUCUUUUCAAAAGAACCGAUCAUAGGGUUGGGGUACGACUCUAACACAUUUUAUGCUGCGCAUGAAAGUCGCCAAGUAGUGAGGAUAUUUAACGAUUUCAAAUCGAUUCAAGUAGAAGAGGAGGCGAAGUCGAGUGAACGGCUUGUGGCGUUUGCUGUCGACUUGAACGGGACGAGGAAUAAAAAGACGUUCAGCUAUGGUGUGAUGUCGGGGAAUAACGCGCCAACGGUUCGAAUAGUCGACAAGAGUGGAUAUGGGAUCUUCGGUGCUACGACGAAUUUAGUGUGCAAGAACUGCAACCGUCUGUCGAAAAUCAUGUGGGUGGGGAAUGUCAUCUGUGCCGUUGCUGGAGUGCUUGUAGGCGACAAAUAUAAGGAAGCCAAAAUCUUUUUGUACGACUUCAACGCAAAAACAAAGGACUUCCAAGACCCGAUUUGCUUUAAAGAUGUCGAAAUUGAGAAAGACGCCAUUUGCUGUGUUGUUCCAUGCCAAGACAACAAAUUUGUGAUCAGCUGGGGGAAGAUUAGAAUCAACGUUGGUGUGUCGCCAAGCUUUAACACCGAAAUGCGAAAAACGUUUGACACGUCCCCGGCGAGUUUUCCGGAUGAGGAUUUAAAGAUCGAAGGGAUGGCUCUGAUGGAGAACCGGCUCAUUGCUUUUGCAAGGAAUACUUCGGGGUUGUUUGGACUGAAGAUCUUACAGUCCUCGUCGGUGAAUGAAGUCAAUGGGUUCUGUGAUUUGGGAAGAACAGGAGAGUGUCAAGGAAUGUAUUCGUUCAAGACGGAUGUUGAGAGGAUAGUAGUUGUGAGACCGCGAAAGAUGGAUAUAGGACGGAUGAGAAAGGAGAGUGAUACAAUCAAGAUGAUGUUAGAGAAGAAGAUGUAUCGAGAUGUGUUAUACAAGAUAGUUGCGUCGAAGGAGAAGUUUUCAGAUAAAGGGGAUAUCCAAGAUUAUUGGAGAAUGUAUGUCUUAGACCUGAAGAAUAUUACAGACGACUCUUUAGUCUGUUUGGAGACUCAUUUGAGAGAAAAUGUGAUUGACCAAUCGGACGUUGUUGCAAUCAUACAAGAGACGGAGAAGAAGAGUGAUAUGGAAAAGAUGCUAAUGUUCUUCACGCAAUACUGCGUGAAGUAUUACCACAAACUGAAAAGAGGGUAUAACACUUUAUUGGUGUCGAAGUCAUGUAUGAACCCUAAAGAAACAUCAUGUGUCAUUACUGAAGACUUUUAUAAGGCGUUUCGAAUUAAAAGUGAUCUUGAAAGCCACCCCGUGGGCAGUGUGGUGAACGCCAAUGAGUACCAAAAUAUAUUGAGGAACGAAAUAGACAAAUAUAAUGAAGUGCUGUUAUUCCCAGGGUUACCCGCGUCGAUUCAAAAUGAAAUUGGGAAGAUGACGACAUCGUCGAAAGAGUUGGUUUCAGACACUAAUAUCUCAGAUUUCCAGGGAUUUGUUAUCCAAUUUAAUAUCAAUAAUGGACUUUACUCUGCUGCGUGUCAAUAUGCUUUGAAAACACAAAAUCCGGAGACAUUGUUGUUUGUAUUAAAGAUCAUUGAAAAACAGGCGAGUGACCGAUUGAAAGAUAUUGUUUCCAUCUUUAAUGACUAUGACUCUGUCAGAAUGUGUAUGCCACAACAAGACACUCUGAAGAGUCUUGUCUUGGAGUUCCACAUCUACCAACAACUCUUUAUGCUCUUUGAAAAGGCGAUGACUCAAGCAAUGCGAAACUCGAUAUUCGAGUCGCUUGCACAUCAGAUCGACGAGAAGAAAAACGGACCACAGAUGUUAUACGCUUCGGUCUCUGGGAGAAUAGCGGAUGUUGGGAGUUAUGGGGUUCAAUUUCUGAAGGAUGUAGUGAAGAAAUACAAAGAAGAAAAUGACGGUAGAGUUGAUGAAUUUGAGAGGAAUUCCGAUGCCGUUAAAAUAGUUCAAGAUGUUGUUGAUGUUGUUGAUAAGAGAAACAGUGUCGAGUUAGCUCGAAAAGUGUUUUCCGAUGUUAUUGGGUAUCCCGUGUUAAUUCCUAUUAUGUUGAAACGAUCACAAUUUAAAGUGCAACUAUUUGAUGAAGUUCCCGACACGUUCAAGAUGGGUGAUGUCUCGGAGAGUGUUCGCGACACACUCUGCUCCUUAAAGUUUUCCAAUCACACUCUUAAAGAGGUUCUUGGAUUGGCCACGUCAGAGUCUAAAAAUAAAUUGUCUAAGGCGCGGGAAAUGAGAGGCGUGACUUUUAACACGAUGACGGUCUGCGCUAAGUGCAAGAAACCGGCGACUGGGAGCGUCAAAAUGUUUUACUGUGGACAUAUAUAUCAUGAGAGUUGUCAUAAAGGGAACGCGUGUAUGUUGUGUUCGACGAUGUGA
Molecule: messenger RNA, 6147 nt
Organism: Entamoeba invadens IP1
Lineage: Eukaryota; Evosea; Mastigamoebida; Endamoebidae
Exons: 3
Coding region: 1-6147 (2048 amino acids)
Source: RefSeq, a predicted model, not a curated record